UGGGGAAUGGUUCAUACUCAAUUCUCUUCAUCUCCCGACUGACGUGGCAAUAUUUGUUAUAAUUAACUCGCAUUAUUCCAACUGUUACAUUAACCCCAACUUAUUCCAACUGUUAUAUUAACCCCAACUUAUUCUAACUGUUAUAUAAACUCCAACUUAUGUACAUUGUGGGAUAAAUAACAAAGAACUAUAAAAAUAAUAAAAAAUAUAUAGAAGUGGAAAGAAUAAAUAGAAGUAAUAGGAACAUUUAGAAGUGAGAAGAGUACAUAGAAGUGUUACGAAUAUAUAUACAGAAGUGAAAAUAACAAAGAUUAUGUUGUGUUCAAGAAUCUUCAUCAUUCAAGGCCGUCUCGUGCAGAUGGUCGCUAUGGCGAUGGUUGUAACCUUCAUGAUUAUUUACAUGAAUUACAAAUGGGGCGGCAAAUCGGCGCUGACACGACUACGAACAAAUGACACAGAGUCUCAGUUCGACCAAAAGCACCUCAAGCUCAGCCAGCCAGGAGACGAGACUCAAGGGCGAGGGGAGAAAGGGAUCAAGGGAAACGAGGGAAAAAGGAAGAAAGCUUUUCGCGUUAAAGGGGAAAAGAAGAUACCUUCUCACGUAGACGAAGAGAAGAUCUCCCUUCCCGUGGACGAAGAGAAGAAGAUCAUCCAACACGUAGAAAGGGAGAAGAUGAUGUCAUCCUCCAAUUACUCCACUUCACCGCCGACUUUAAACUGGCAUAACUUCUACGAGUUCAUAACGGAGGCGGCUGGCUGCCAUAUUAUUAAAAUGUUUGGAGGCGUAACAUGGGAUGCGGGCAGGGACGGCGAUAAGGCGGUCUGCAUGGACGCGUACGUCGGUCCGGUCCCGGGCUCGUGCGUCGUCAUGUCCUUCGGCAUCAACAAUGAGUGGAGCUUUGACGAUGCCAUCGAAAAAUACGGAUGCAAGGUUACCAGUUCCGUCUUUUUUAUGUAGGCAGGGGGGCGCAGCCGUAGGCCACAAAUUUUACUCUUA
Messenger RNA from Hyalella azteca, 997 nucleotides. RefSeq lists its product as uncharacterized. The record is from RefSeq and is a predicted model, not a curated record. The transcript has 4 exons. Lineage: Eukaryota; Metazoa; Arthropoda; Malacostraca; Amphipoda; Hyalellidae. The coding region runs from base 314 to 958 and encodes 214 amino acids.